Messenger RNA from Cylindrotheca closterium, 1065 nucleotides. Lineage: Eukaryota; Bacillariophyta; Bacillariophyceae; Bacillariales; Bacillariaceae. The record is from the annotation of a GenBank genome assembly.
AUGGUGUCAAUUGGCAACGACAGUGAUAUCACAACCCCGUUUCUCGCUUCAGAAGGGGCUACUGAAAGAGAGAACGGGGAUGCUGUACGUGAAGACGAAGAGCCAAAAAGCAGGAUGAAAGAAGAAUUGCUGAGAGUUGGAGCAAUGUUAGGCCUCGUGUUGAUUGGGUUGGCGGUCGUUCUUUUGAUAUUCUUUUGGCCUCUAAUGUUUGGAUCAUUCUUACCAACCCCAAAAGGCAAUACUUGGGUAGUGGUUGGCUAUAGAAUUGGUAUCCAAGUGAUCCACGUUCUCCUAUUGGUCUUCCUUCCAUUUCCGUACUUAUAUUUGCAUCGAAAAGUAUGUCAUCCUAUACGGAUUGUUCUCAUGCCACUGGUCAAUGAAGUAUCCAAAAGUGAAGGCAUUCGUGAAAAGGAAGUCACUUGGUACAACAAGUGUUCUGAUCUCCCACAAACUCGAGAUCCCACUGUCCUCCUGAGUCGUCUGAAACCAUCCUGUCGCAAAGAUUUGAGAAAAAAGUUGAAGCACUUUUUUGAGAAUGACAUUACCACCCGAACAGUCCACAGCGAUUUCUUGUCGCUACAGCAUGAUGUUCCAAUUCUUUGGGCUCAUGAACAAAGAGCCGUCCAAGGAACCGACAAAUCAGUUUUGGAAGAAUUCAUCAAGCGGUUCUUGGUCUUGUUUUUGGUGAGUCAUGCCUAUCUGGAUCGCUACUACGAUAAGGACGGCAAGAUUUGCGCCUUGGGUCAAUUUGUUUCCUGUAGGAAUACAAUGAACAAUUUCAUGUAUUUCUGCUUGGAGGAACAGAGUCGUUGUGGAAUAUGGCAAUACCACCACUUUCGAGGUCUUUUGCGAGCCGUUGCUUCUUCUUCUUCUUCUUCAAAAAGGAUAGAGUAUAUUAAUUUCCAAGUACAUCAGGGGUAUGCCAAACGACUGGCUGGAGCCGUAGCCGCAGAUUACAAGGAUGACGAAUUAUUGUCCAACCUGUAUCCAUUUGCAUUGUACCAGCGACCACCGGUCAGUGUCAUUGAUUUGAAAAUUGAAAAGGAAUCAAUCAUGGGGUCAUGA